GCCACUGGACACGCGAGUCGCGAACUACGAACACACGUGAACUCUAGCAUGUUGGUUGUAACUUUAACGUUGUACGUCAGUCUGUCCCUAACCGUUGUUGAAGAUUGUAGUUUAUGUUGGCGGAUUCUUUGCGACUGGUUUUGUUUUGAUAACAUGACUUCCUGAGUUCUUCAGCGUCAGAUGCAGGAGCUUCUAAAAUACAAUGGACGGAUCCGUGGAGGAUGGCGUGACGUGUCACAAACAAAGGGUUUCGCCAUUCUUGAGACAGUUACUGGCUGUGAGUGGUGUGGUGAUGUACAUGAUCGGCACUGGUGCCAACAUCGCGUUCCCUGGCGUUCUCCUGGAGCAGCUCCGGCAACCUGACUCCGUGCUGCGACUGACCCUGGAACACGAGUCAUGGAUUGCAUCAAUUCUGGGUUUGGCGCUGAUAUCUGGCAUCGUGACUGCACCCUUCGUUCUGCAGAGAUGGGGACGUCGCCUCACUAACCAGCUGAGCACUCUGCCCUCGCUAGCCGGCUGGGCGCUCCUCCUGUGCGCGAAAAAUCCAGAAACUCUACUAAUCAGUCGCUUCUUGCUCGGUUUUGCGAUGGGUCUUCAGGCAGCGGCAGCCCCUGUAUCAAUAGCUGAGUACUCCGCGCCGAAGCACAGAGGAGCAUUUCUUGCAACCAUUGCAUUUUCCUUUGCUACUGGGAUGUUGAUUUCGCAUGUCUUUGGGACCAUCCUAUAUUGGCGAACAGCUGCUGUAGCUUGUGGAAGUGUCUACGCUCUCUCUCUCUUGCUCAUUUCCUUGUCUCCAGAAACCCCUCCGUAUCUAGCUUCGAAAGGAAAGUUUGAGGAAUGCAUCAAAUCAUUCAGAUGGUGCAGAGGAUACGACAUCGAGUCUGAAAAAGAACUCCAAAUUUUACUCCACAGCCAAAAGAGAAUGACUCCGGGAAAAACAAAAAAAUCAAAAUUGCAAUUGUUCCGAGAGAUUGUCGUUAAGCCUGAAUUUUACAAGCCAACUGUGAUAAUGAUGUUCAUGUUUGUAUUGUUCCAAAUAUCUGGGAUGACUGUUGUGCCGUCAUAUACCGUGCCGAUGAUGCAGGAAGUAUCUGGUGGCGCUAUUGAAUCGUACGUCAGUAUGCUGAUGGUAGAUACAGACCGGUUUAUCACUGCUGUCCUAGCGUGUAUUGUCGUCAAUAAAUUCAACAGGCGGACUGUGCUAUUCCUCGGAAUUUCCAUUAGUGUAGCAUCAUUAUUGCUAACUUCAUUGCUGCUUUAUUUAAGGGACUUCGGAUAUAUACCAGACAAAUAUAAAUGGGUUCCAGUGAUACCGACUUUGGUAUAUAUCUUUGGAAAGACUCUAGGAAUACUUCCGAUUCCCUGGGCAAUUGCUGGCGAAAUAUUUCCAUUACCGUACAGAUCAUUAGGCAGCGGAAUUUCCGGAAUGUUUUUAUCUAUUAUGUUCUUCGUUGUUGUCAAGACUGCACCAACAUCUUUCAGACAAAUUGGUGUUAAAGGAACAUUUUGUGUUUAUGGACUGUGUAUUGCACUCUGCGGCGCCUUUCUCUACUUCUUACUCCCGGAGACAAAAGGGAAGACUUUGUAUGAAAUUGAAUGUCAUUUCAAAGGCACUCAAAAUGAGUCAGAAUCUGCAGCACACGAAAAGGACAAAAUGUUGGAACUGGAGAAUAUAGAGGGUGGUUGAGCGGUCGUUUAUAAAAAAUAGGGAACGCUUUCAGCUUAAUAGAGCUGGCCAAGUAGUUAGGAGCAUUAAUACCAUUGUAUGGAUUAUGGAAUUUACAAAAGCAUUGAAAUAUAUAGACAGUUUUAAAUGAUAUUUAUUCAAAAAUAACUUGUUACUUAGUAGUUGAACAAAAUUAAAAUAUAUUUUUACAAUUA
Molecule: messenger RNA, 1881 nt
Organism: Leptidea sinapis
Lineage: Eukaryota; Metazoa; Arthropoda; Insecta; Lepidoptera; Pieridae
Product: facilitated trehalose transporter Tret1-like
Exons: 5
Coding region: 203-1687 (494 amino acids)
Biological process (GO): transmembrane transport
Cellular component (GO): membrane
Molecular function (GO): transmembrane transporter activity
Source: RefSeq, a predicted model, not a curated record